UUUUUUUUCCCCAUAUUCCAUUUCGCCAAAACUCACUCUCAAUCUCGGCCUCGGUCCUCUCUCUCUCUCUCUCUGAGUUAUUUACUCCAUUCCUCACUUUUCCGGCGACUCUCUCCGACGAAAUCUCACACAAGGUAUAUACAUAUAAUUAUUAAGAUAUACAAAUAGGACAAUGGAUCACCAUGAGGACGAAUGCCGUGUUGGAGCUGAAAAUCAUGGCAAGCAAGAUGAGGAGGAAGCUGCUGCUCGUCUUGAGGAAAUGAAGAAAUCAGUUGAGUCAAAAAUGGCUCUUCGUCAGAGCAAUAUGAAUCCUGAAAGGCCUGAUUCAGGAUUUCUUAGGACAUUGGAUUCCAGCAUUAAACGCAAUACAGCAGUUAUAAAAAAACUAAAGCAGAUAAAUGAAGAGCAGCGCGAAGGCCUGAUGGAAGAUUUGCGAGGUGUCAACCUUAGCAAAUUUGUUAGUGAAGCCGUCACAGCUAUUUGCGAUGCCAAGCUUAGAAGUUCAGAUAUACAAGCAGCGGUUCAGAUCUGCUCUUUGCUUCAUCAAAGGUAUAAAGAUUUCUCGCCAAGCCUGACUCAAGGGCUCUUGAAGGUCUUUUUUCCUGGAAAGUCUGGGGAUGACUUGGAUGCAGAUAAGAACUUGAAGGCCAUGAAAAAGCGCAGCACUCUGAAACUCCUUUUGGAACUUUACUUUGUUGGAGUUAUAGAAGACAGUGGCAUUUUCAUGAAUAUCAUUAAGGAUCUUACAAACUUAGAACAUUUAAAGGACAGAGAUACUACUCAGACAAAUAUGACCCUUCUUGCUAGUUUUGCUCGACAAGGAAGAAUUUUCCUAGGACUUACAUUCUCUGGACAAGAAAUUCAUGAAGAGUUUUUUAAGGGCCUUAAUAUCACAACAGAUCAAAAGAAGUUUUUCAAGAAGGCGUUCCAUACAUACUAUGAUGCUGCAGCUGAGCUACUUCAGUCCGAGCAUGCUUCACUUCGUCAAAUGGAGCAUGAAAAUGCUAAGAUUCUAAAUGCUAGAGGAGAGCUCAGUGAUGAAAAUGUCUCUUCAUAUGAAAAGCUGCGGAAAUCUUAUGACCAUUUGUACCGCAAUAUCUCUUCUUUAGCAGAAGCACUUGAUAUGCAGCCCCCAGUAAUGCCAGAGGAUGGUCACACAACUAGGGUUACUACUGGGGAGGAUGCUUCAGCUCCUGCUUCUGGCAAAGAUUCUUCUGUUCUAGAAGCUUUGUGGGAUGAUGAAGAUACCAGGGCUUUCUAUGAAGGUUUACCUGAUCUCAGAGCAUUUGUACCAGCAGUAUUAUUGGGAGAAGCAGAACCCAAAGUGAAUGAACAAUCUGCAAAGACGCAAGAACAACAGACUGAACUGGCACCUGAAUCAGACCAACGUCAGCAGGCUACCCAAGAUACAACAGAGGUUUCUGCAGACUCUGGCACUUUGCAGGAGGGGAAAAACUUAGAUAGAGGAAAAGAUAAGGAAGAAAAAGAUAAAGAAAAGACUAAAGAUAUGGACAAAGAGAAAGGGAAAGAUAAAGAUGCAGAUAAAAAGGGGGAAAAUGAAAAGGAGAAACUAAAAGGUCUUGAAAAGACUAAAGAUAUGGACAAAGAGAAAGGGAAAGAGAAAGAUUCAGAUAAAAAGGGGGAAAAUGAAAAGGAGAAAUUAAAAGGUCUUGAAGGCACAAAUUUGGAUGCUUUAUUACAGAGGCUUCCGGGUUGUGUGAGCCGUGAUCUUAUCGAUCAACUGACUGUAGAAUUCUGUUAUUUAAAUUCAAAGUCCAAUCGAAAAAAGCUUGUAAGGGCACUGUUUACUGUCCCAAGGACAUCUCUAGAACUACUACCAUACUACUCACGCAUGGUUGCCACACUUUCAACUUGUAUGAAGGAUGUCUCUUCCAUGCUGUUGCAGAUGUUGGAGGAAGAGUUUAACUUCUUAAUUAAUAAAAAGGAUCAAAUGAACAUUGAAACAAAGAUAAGGAAUAUUAGGUUUAUUGGAGAACUCUGCAAGUUUAAAAUUGCAACAUCUGGCCUUGUUUUUAGUUGUUUGAAGGCUUGUUUAGAUGAUUUCACUCAUCACAACAUUGAUGUUGCUUGCAAUCUUCUCGAGACAUGUGGUCGUUUUCUGUAUCGAUCUCCUGAAACUACCAUUCGGAUGGCUAACAUGUUGGAAAUUUUGAUGCGCUUGAAAAAUGUCAAAAAUCUGGAUCCUCGCCACAGCACCCUUGUAGAAAAUGCUUACUACCUGUGCAAACCACCUGAAAGAUCUGCACGAGUCUCUAAAGUCCGUCCUCCAUUGCAUCAGUAUAUUAGGAAAUUGCUAUUUUCAGAUCUUGAUAAGAACACCAUUGAGCAUGUCCUGAGGCAACUUCGUAAAUUGCCAUGGAGUGAAUGUGAGCCAUAUCUUUUAAAAUGCUUUAUGAAGGUUCACAAAGGGAAGUAUGGUCAGAUUCACUUAAUUGCUUCUCUCACUGCUGGUUUGAGUCGCUAUCAUGAUGAGUUUGCCAUUGCUGUUGUUGAUGAGGUUUUGGAGGAGAUUAGGCUUGGGCUAGAAUUAAAUGAUUAUGGGAUGCAACAAAGACGCAUUGCCCAUAUGCGGUUCUUAGGGGAGCUGUAUAAUUAUGAGCAUGUAGACUCAUCCGUUAUUUUUGAGACACUUUAUUUGAUUCUUGUCUUUGGCCAUGGCACUCCAGAGCAAGAUGCACUAGACCCACCAGAAGAUAGUUUCCGCAUCAGGAUGGUUUGUACUCUUCUUGACACCUGUGGGCACUACUUUGAUCGAGGCUCUUCCAAGAGGAAGCUUGAUAGAUUCUUAGUACAUUUUCAGAGGUAUAUUCUCAGCAAAGGUGCACUACCUCUAGAUAUUGAAUUUGACUUACAGGACUUAUUUGCUGAAUUACGGCCCAAUAUGACUCGAUACUCUACCAUUGAAGAGGUGAAUGCAGCUAUAAUAGAACUUGAGGAGCAUGAACAUACUGUUUCAACUGACAAGGUUAGUAAUGAGAAGCACUCUGACACAGAAAAGCGUUCAAGGAGGAGUACUUCUGAUGCCACCUCAGCAAAUGGACAGAGCAUUAAUGGCACUGAUGAAAACGGGGUGCAUGAAGUCAUUGGGGACAGUGAUAGUGAAUCGGGGAGUGGCAGCGAGCCUGAGGGACAUGAUGAUGAAGAGUUGGAUGAAGAGAAUCAUGAUGAUGGAUGUGAUAGUGAGGAUGAGGAUGAUGAUGAUGGGGGUGGACCUGCUUCUGAUGAGGAUGAUGAAGUCCGUGUCAGGCAGAGGGCCCCUGAGGUGGACCCUCUGGAAGAAGCUAAUUUUGAACAGGAGCUUAAGGCUGUAAUGCAGGAGAGCAUGGAGCAGCGCCGUCUAGAGCUGCGGGGUCGACCUACAUUAAAUAUGAUGAUACCAAUGAAUGUGUUUGAGGGGCCCACAAAGGAUCAUCAUGGAAGGGGAGGGGAGAGUGGAGACGAGACAUUAGAUGAGGAAGCUGGAGGAAGCAAGGAGGUUCCGGUGAAAGUUCUUGUGAAGCGUGGGAACAAGCAACAAACAAAGCAGAUGUUGAUCCCUCGGGAUUGCUCACUUGUGCAGAGCACAAAACAGAAAGAAGCAGCUGAGCUUGAAGAGAAACAAGACAUUAAGAGGUUGGUAUUGGAGUAUAAUGAUCGAGAAGAGGAGGAGCUUAAUGGAUUGGGUACCCAAACAAUUAACUGGUCACAAGGUGGGGGCAGCAGAGUUGCCAGUCGUGGCAACACUUGGGAAGGAACUGGUAGUAGGGCUAGUGGAUCACGUCAUCGGCAUCAUAAUUACUCAGGUGGUGGAGUCUAUUACAGCAGAAAAAGGUGAAAAGUAAUUGUCUUGCAAUGCUAAAUUGUUGACAAUAUUUACCUUGAGCUUCUGGAAUUCUGCAACUGUGGUACAUCAACCAUAAAUCCAAUUAGAUGUUCCUAUGCAAUGGUGAAGAACCCCAAGCAUUUUGGCACUACCCUCUGCCAUUUUUUUCGAAAUGUGGUGAGGUUAAAUUUGGACUAUAUCAGAAGGUAGUGGCAUAUGGACUAUGGAGUGAAGAUAAACAAAAGGAUCCCUGACCAAAAAAAAACACUGGAUAUACGAAGGUUAUUAGGUACGAUUACAUCCGAUGGCAACCGGAAAAUUCCUUUGGAGUUACGCCGUAAUUAUAUCCAAUUCAUCAUGACAGAAAAAUCGAUGCAUGUCUCUAUGAUUGUAUAUUUGUCGAUAUGGGAAAAAAGGGACUCUGAUUAAUAUUCUGUGCUUUUUUUCCUUGGAAAUUAAUGUAUGUGUGGUUUUUAUGUGCUGCACUACUUUUGUCUUCAUUACUUUGUUAUUUUGGAGUCCUCAAUGGUGUUCCAUAGAAAGUAUCAACAAACGAUCAAAUCAGCGUGAGAACCUAAAGAAUGAAAUUAUAGUGUAUCCAUUUUCAUC
This is a messenger RNA of Quercus lobata, 4432 nucleotides long. Its product is annotated as regulator of nonsense transcripts UPF2. The record is from RefSeq and is a predicted model, not a curated record. NCBI's taxonomy places the organism in Eukaryota, Viridiplantae, Streptophyta, Magnoliopsida, Fagales, Fagaceae. Gene Ontology annotation, molecular function: protein binding; RNA binding. The coding region runs from base 173 to 3835 and encodes 1220 amino acids. The transcript has 18 exons. Gene Ontology annotation, biological process: nuclear-transcribed mRNA catabolic process, nonsense-mediated decay. Gene Ontology annotation, cellular component: cytoplasm; exon-exon junction complex.